This is a messenger RNA of Fopius arisanus, 5348 nucleotides long. RefSeq names its product mucin-12 (gene thw). Gene Ontology annotation, cellular component: extracellular region. The transcript has 7 exons. The coding region runs from base 167 to 4756 and encodes 1529 amino acids. Gene Ontology annotation, molecular function: chitin binding. The record is from RefSeq and is a predicted model, not a curated record. Lineage: Eukaryota; Metazoa; Arthropoda; Insecta; Hymenoptera; Braconidae.
AGCAGUUUGUUUAAAAUCUGAAAGCGAAAUUAUUCUCUUUAUUUCUCCCAUUAAAAAGGAGUUACGCCGGACCGAAUCAAUGCCCGAGGCUCACGUGUCGUUUACCCAGCGAUUUUAAACAACAAAGUGGAUUAAUUUGGGGGUGAACUCGUGGAACUUUAGCGCAAUGGGUUUGCGGACACUGCUUUUGCUAUGUAUCGCAGUCAGUCUGAGAUCUGCCGAUUGUGCAAAGGAAUCCGAAGACUCCGAACGUGCGAGAUUACCGGAGCUCCUGACGGAGCUUGACCUUGCGAGUCUCGAGGCCUCGGAGGAGGACAUCGAUGCCCUGAAGAAAGUUGUGAAACGUCUCGCCCCGGCGAAAAAUGGCGAGUACCAAGUCUUCCAAGUUUUCUUCGGGAACGAGGAGCUCCUGAAAGAGUGGCUGUCUGGAGCGGGUUUGGGUCAGCCAGGCGUUGACUUCCCCAUGCUGACGACAAUUCCAACAACAGCAUUCAGCUGUCGAGGGCUGAAGGGCGGCUACUACGCUGAUUUGGAAACAAAUUGCCAGGUUUUCCACAUCUGCGAUAACGGUCGAAAGAUCUCAUUCCUCUGCCCCAAUGGCACAAUCUUCCAGCAAUCUCAGCUGAUCUGCGACUGGUGGUUCAAGGUCGACUGCAGCAAGUCUACUGAGCUGUAUGAGCAAAGCGCUGAACAGCUAGCCCAAGAGGAGCGCAAACGUGCCGAUUUAAAACGCGUCAACUCCGAGUUCCAUCGAUCUGACAACAAUUAUCAAAAUUCAAAUUACGACGGUAAACAAAAUGGCCGAACAAAUCCAUACGGUACCUCAAAGAACCAGCUUGACCAGCGUCCUGCCGAUGCUAAAUCAUCUCGCACAUUUGACCCAAGUCAAAUCUACAAUCAAAACUCCCGAAGUGGCAAUCAAUUCUCCCAGAUCAACGAUCUCGCUUCGAAUUCCGGAUUCACCCCAUCUCAUGAGUCAAAGGGAAAAAAUCAAGAAUCAUAUGCACCCCAAUCCCGCACCUCAAAUUACCAAAACAUCGAGAGACAGCAGAAUCAGCUUAUCGAGGACCGCAGUGGAAAGCAAUUCCAGGAUCAAAGAGGCUCAAGCAAAUACUCCUCGCUAGAUAAUUAUUACACAACGGUGGGAUCCCGGGAUAAUUCCCGAACUCCAAAAUCCCGAUCCCCUCACGACGAUGAAGGUAUCACAAGUCGUGGAACCCCGGCUUACACAGAAACCACAACAUUCCGCACAAGUACACCCACUCCAAUAAAGGAAUAUCAACAGCCAGCCGAGAGUGCAGCGUUUGCAUCAUCCCGGGGAAAUCGAUAUAAUAAGCCAUACAAUUCAAAUCAGUACAACAGUUAUUACAAUCCAGCGACAAACGCUCCCCCACGAAGACCCACAUUGCCACCAAUUACAUCGAAACCUCGUCAAGAGACGCCCCAGGGUAUUCUAAAGCCAAAAGUCAAGAUUCCGGACUAUCCCUAUCCAACAUUUACCCCAAUCUACCGUCCCCGCACAACAACCUACGACUCAACAACACAAACAACAUCACCCCCCCAGACAAACACCUACUACAACCGCGAUCGCACAACCAACUGGGAGACAACGACAAAUUUAUAUACAACCGGUCAAGAUUAUCGCACAACCACUGAAACCAUUUACCCAGAAGACACCACCAAUACGUAUCGCGGAUCUCGCGUUACAUCCACCGCGUACACAGCUACAACUUCAACUCCACCGACCACCUACAUCAAUUCCGAGACGUACGACAACAGCGUUGAUACCCGAGAUUAUGCACGUACAGCUUACACAACGAGAGCAUCACCAAGUAUUACCCAGAGAUAUUCAACUGGUAGUCCAUCCAGUGGUUUCCCUGCCACAGCAAUUACCAAGUCAGCUAUCAACGGUGUCACAGUGGAUCAGAAUUCGCUGAGUACUCACACCCAAGAUGAUAAACUUGGACGAACUAAGACAUCAUGGAAGAGUACCUCCCGAACAUCCCAGAACUAUCGGCAAAACGCUAUAAGUCCAUCCACUGAGAAGCCCCGUAUAACUCAAGUUUCACCGCAGUCUCAAACUUCAAAAACUUCACCCCCUUACGACACGAGUAUAACUUAUCAAAAUGGCAAGGUCAUGUCGACAUUAGGACCCUACGUGCCAUUCACCAAGAAUUAUGCAUACACGACGAGUACAGCGACUACUCAGCGUCCCGCAGUUUAUACAGCCACUGUGCCAACCUAUAGUACACCACAACCUCAGUAUCGAUCCAGUGCGAAAGCUGGAAGAAUCCAGUAUCCAGCGUCAGUCAACCGAGUACGUGGCAGUUCGACAUACCUGCCUGACGCCAAUUCAACUGUAAAACGCCCGUCAGAUUCUAAAUCACUGAUAGAACGUGAACAUGCAUUCAAUAUGCUGGAAUCACUGAGAGGUCUGGAGGGCACUAUGCCGACUAUUAUUGGAAAUACCAGCAGAAGUGGAUUGACUAUACCGCAUUCCUCUAGCCCAGCAACUCUCCAUUCUCUUGCUCUCUAUUUUGCAACUGCUAGUGACGAAUUCGGUGGAUCUGAUCAGGGGAAGACCGAGGAGUCUGCCGAAAAGCUACAGACUCCACUUCAAAUUAAUAAAACCGCAAAGAUUGAUCUUCCAACCACAAUACUUACCGAGCACACGAUAAACUCGUACGCAGAGCUGUUCAAUCUCAACAAUGCCCUCGAGACGAGCUCCAACAGCACUGAAUCCGAGCAACAGAGUGGAGAAGUUGAUUCCAAUGAUGACUUGGAUCUUCAGCAGAGCGAGGGCCCAGUGACAGGUUCAAAAAAAUCGAAUAGCACUAAACUUCGGGAGCUUGCGCAAGUGUUCACACAUGCAUUAUCAGCUUAUCUUCAGGAUCCUGCGACCUUCAAGAAGAUCCUGGCUGAGAUAAGACCGACUGCACCCCCAGGGCUGGACAAUGAAGACGGAUUCACCACGACGUCGAUUCCUACCACUUCCGAGGACUACCCAUCAGUCACAAAGGAGAAGGACGAAGUCCUGGACUUCUCGGAGGACGUCACUGCCCCCCGAAGACCAAUUCUUCAGACAACCACAGAAAUACCAACGACAACAGACGACGCAGGCUUCGGGUACUACACCACGUCUGUUACCUCGGAGUCCCAGUCCUCUAGCACCCUUCCACCCCCGGGUGAUCAGAAUUAUUUGAAUCCAACGAAUGACUUUGCUUCAGCAGUGAACCACGCCUUCGACUCAUCCAAUGGAAUCCAGAGCUUGUCCGGCCCCAGUGCUCCCAGUGGACCCACCUCCAACGAUGCUCUCAACGACUACGAGAAUUACUUUCCGGAUACCCAUCGACUAGGUGAUUCCCACCGAAACUCCACUUACGAGCCCUACGGCAAAUACGUUAAGCCAGUGAACUCAGUGCCAAUUGGCGACAAUUACGUUUCCUCGUCGACCCCAGCUACCUACCAGCAGACAUUACCGCCGGAGAAUCCUGGUGGCAAUGUAAUAACGUCCAAUAAAAAUUACAGAACUACCGGGGAGAACUCUGGUGAGCAGACGGAAUCACCGGACGUAACGACCACAGUCGAGCCAUUUCGUAUCCGCUACUACGAUACAACGACAAUACGAUCCGACGAUAGUGACGAGUCGCUAGUUACAGCGAACAGCAUCUACUCGAGUUACAACAAUUACAAUCGUCUGAAUAAUGCAGGUAGUGAUGACAGUCGAGAUGACACCGAGAUAUCUGAGAUAUCUGACCACAAAGAGGACGAUGAGAAAAGCCAUAACAAUCACUGGACGUCAUCGCCAACGGUGACCCAAUUGUGGGAGAGUACAGUCUUCGUUGAUCCAAAGCGUAUAAAUCAAGGAUUGACAUCGGAAGGUGUCAGUCAGACGUCGAGUGUGGAAGCAUUCGGUAAUGAUCCCACCACCACAACGCAUUCGUCAGUGCCAGUGACAUCGGAGCUUUUGGUGACAGAUGCAUCGGGUGGUGUUACUUCAAGGAAUAGUAACAGGGGCUCGGAUCCAACGACUCCGUGGCAAUGGGGUAACACCGACACCGACUCACCCACGGCAUUCAGUCUUCUGCCAACGGCUUAUUCAACUGAGCACACAGCAACACCCGCACCAAUUUAUACCACCAGAUCGAGCAUAACGACGACGAUAACGUCGUCAGUUAUUUCAACGAGUUCGUUGCCCCAGGCAUCCUUGUUUCCGGUCAAAGCUAGAUUCAAGAAUACAAUUGGCAAUGCCACGGAGAACGAGAUUGUCAGGGCCAAACAGAUGUUUGGAGGACUCAAUGAUACCAGCACCGAUGCUUUAAUGAGGGUGAUGAAGACCGCUGAUCAUAAUGCAACGGUCAGGCAACUUGUUCUGCUGUUGAUCAGCCACUGCACUGGACCGAUGAAUAAAACUAGGGAGGAGGAGAAGGAACAGCUGCUCAAUGCACUGCUGAGCAUGCCAGUUAAUCAAUUCACAUCGGAGGAGUCGAAGGAGCUCGUCGCUGGGCUAAAUAGGCUCAAUAUCCCGGAUGACCUCGAGACACGAAGCACUACGAGAAUUGUAACGUCUACGGAGCCCGUUGCCACGACUUUCAGGAGCAAAAAAUCGAGGAGAAUCAAGUCCAAUGGGGAUGAAUCAACAGUGGAAGGGAGGGGGCGAGAUUCAAGGGGAACUGAGGAGGAGACCAGUGUGUCUGAUGGAAGGGCCCUGGAGCUGCUGCGCUCACUUUAUACUGUCGCUGCCAAAUGGGGUUGAAGCCUUCUGGUACAUCCGGAUUUGCUCAUGAUUAUAUUCUUCGGAGGGGGAAUUUUAAUGUCGUGUUGUUCCGGGUCAGGGUGAGGAGGAUUCGCUGGCCAGCAAUGAAUCAAUCUUUUGAUUAGUUUGAUUAUUAUUUUUUUAGGUUCUUGUGUGUGAGGGUUUGGGCAAAUUUGGAACAAAUUGCUGAUGAAUGCGUUAAUUAGGUUGUUAUGUGGGUGGAUGAGAGGGGUUGGAUGCUGGGUGUCUUUAUUAAUUAAUAAUUGAAGUGUGCUCUCAGCUUGUAAGGUAAUUGGGGUAAAUUCAAUGGGCAUCUUUCUAUGAGUUACGGUUUUUUAAAGUAGGAGUUGUACUUAAUUCCCUCGGCUCAUGGUUUAUGAGGUAUGUUGAGGGCUGGGGGAUGUUCGUCGGGUAGGUUUUAAGGAAUUGAAAGGGAAUUGGAUGCACCGGAAACUUUUCUGGUGCUCUGGUGCCGAUUAGGGCCGGAUUUGGGGUAGUCUGAGGCUAUCCGGAUCACCCGAGUUAGUGAUUGAGUUUUUCGAGCUCGAGCUUGAUGAUUUUAUGUAAAAUAUGUUUGUACAGAGUGUGAAUA